GCCGAACACCUGCUGCAUCCAGCAAACACCUGGUACAACAGUGCUGUUCAGAUUGUGAGUGUAGGUUAACUGCAGAGGACCAACAUCAUGACUCCAGCCUUUUUCUUCUCCGUCUGCCUGUCAAUGACAGCGGUUUGUCUGAGGGCUGCUGUCAUUAGAAAUAUAACUGAUGAGUCUCUGGGUGCCCCAGCGAUCAUUGAAAAAGUCAAUGCUAACUCAACAAAAGUGUUGGUUCAUGGUGACAUUGUGCCCACUGCUACCAGGAAUGCUGUUCCAUGCACAGCCAUUGGCUGCAAGUGGCCUAAAACUGGACCCUUUGUCUAUGUACCUGUCUCCAUUGGCACUGAAUACAGCAACCAAGAGCGCAACAUCAUCAUCAGUGCCCUAGUCACCUUCCAUGCUCCCACCUGCAUCCGGUUUGUCUGGCAUACAAGCCAGACAGAUUUCAUUCACUUCUUCUCUGGACAAGGGUGUUAUUCAUACCUGGGCCGUCAGAGUGGAGGACAGCCAAUCUCCCUACAGAGAAAUGGUUGCUUGUUUCAGUCGACGGUUCAACAUGAGGUUCUUCAUGCUCUGGGCUUCCACCACGAGCAUGUCCGCUCUGACAGAGAUCUGCAUGUGAGGAUCCUUACCGGGAACAUCAUCCCAGGAAAAGAGCACAACUUUGUGAAAGUGCAGACCAACAAUUUGCAGACUCCCUAUGACUUCAACUCUGUCAUGCACUAUGGCAGAUUCCACUUCUCCAAGAAUAGGAAGCCAACGAUUGUUGCCAAGUCCAAUCCUAAUCUUAAUUUUGGAAAUGCUUUCCAAAUGAGUGCCAAUGACAUUGCUCGUGUAAACAGGCUUUAUGAAUGCUAAAUUCAGCAAGAACCUUCAACUUUGCAUCCAGAUUCUUCAGAUGCUCAAACACCAGCAUUACACCAAGGGAUUGGAUCCACUAUACUUAAAAAUGAUAAAAGAAACAAAAUGUGCUGCAAAUAUCACAUUUAGGGAGUUGAAGUUCUGGGUCUUUGUUUUAUGAGCUAAACGGCAGGCUUAUAUACCAGAGGGUGAUGGUGUUAUCUUGCUUUCUGUUGAGGUUUUCUCCCCUUUUGUUAGACUAUAAACUAUAAUUAAUGGAUUUCUCAAUCUGUGCAGUUUGAUAAUUAACUUUGUAACUGUAAAUGAUGCAGACAUAGAACCAAACCUUGUGACUGCGACAUCUCUCAAAGAUUUUUGUUUGGCAAAACAGUAAAGU
This is a messenger RNA of Maylandia zebra (zebra mbuna), 1237 nucleotides long. Its product is annotated as high choriolytic enzyme 1-like. The record is from RefSeq and is a predicted model, not a curated record. Gene Ontology annotation, biological process: proteolysis. Lineage: Eukaryota; Metazoa; Chordata; Actinopteri; Cichliformes; Cichlidae. Gene Ontology annotation, molecular function: metalloendopeptidase activity; zinc ion binding.